Messenger RNA from Strongylus vulgaris, 765 nucleotides. Lineage: Eukaryota; Metazoa; Nematoda; Chromadorea; Rhabditida; Strongylidae. The record is from the annotation of a GenBank genome assembly.
AUGAGACGCAGAGUGAAACGUUGGAAAUCCGCUCCAUCACGUCCUCACAACAAAGUUGGCGAUGCUGCUGUUUUGUACAAAACGCUGAAGGUUAAACUCGUCGAAGACGAAGAUAAAUCUAGAAUCGAGGAUUUUGACCUAUUCCCGCCUACAUGUUCAUCAUCGGAAGACCAUGAUCGUAUCUCUCCUCCAAAUGAGCCAACUUUCAAAAUACAAGAACCGUCCGAUGAUUUCGUACGUUUCCGAGGCAACAGUCUAGGCAGCGCGGUCCGCGAAUUAUCACCUCGUCGUGAAAUCCAGCUCAACCAUAUAUCCUAUAACGGUCCCGAAAAAUCAGCUGAUGCUCCUAUUUUGUCAGCACUACCACCUCGUGCUCCUAUACGAAAUGGCAUAGCUACUGCUUCAUUACGUUCCCGACCACCUCCUCCACCAUACACUGCCGGUGGUCGGCAGAAGCCACCACCAUAUCCUGGACGAAAUACCGCAACAAGCAAUUCAUCUGCAUGCUCAACACCAUUACCAUCCUCGUUCGUGCCACAAUCCGCUUCAACCCCGAAAAGCGAUAAGGGAUCACCUGUGAAGGAAUGCGAUCGUCCCGUUGUUGCAGAAGGCGAGAAGAGAACUUUUGUCAGAGAGAAGAGCGAAUUCUGUAAUUUCGGCCCAAGUAUUAUUAAGCCGAGCAAAUCUCAUCCUGCUCAUGGUGCAGUUGCGCACCAUGCAGCAAAUUUGGGAAAGCGAAAUAUUAUUUGUCAAAGAGCUCAGUAG